This is a messenger RNA of Nothoprocta perdicaria, 3311 nucleotides long. It is a transcript of the gene ACTR5, whose product is annotated as ARP5 actin related protein 5 homolog. The record is from RefSeq and is a predicted model, not a curated record. Gene Ontology annotation, cellular component: cytoplasm; Ino80 complex. Lineage: Eukaryota; Metazoa; Chordata; Aves; Tinamiformes; Tinamidae. The transcript is spliced from 9 exons. Gene Ontology annotation, biological process: regulation of DNA-templated transcription. Bases 447 to 1838 code for a protein of 463 amino acids.
UGGCGGCGCCGGCGGGCGGGCGGGUGUUCGCGUUCCGCGACGCGCGCUGGGCCCCGGACCCGCUGCUCGAGCCGGGCCCGGCCGUGCGGACGCCGCAGCCCGUGCCGCUCGUCAUCGACAACGGCUCCUUCCAGACGCGGGCGGGCUGGGCCUGCGCCGAGCCCGCCGUGCCCGCCGAGCCGCUGCUGCGGUUCCGCUCGCUGGCGGCGCGCGGCCGCGGCGCCCGCGCCGGCGCCGAGACGCAGGUGGGCAACGACCUGGGCAGCCCCGAGCCGCUGCGCUGGCUCCUGCGCUCGCCCUUCGACCGCAACGUGCCGGUGCAGCUGGAGCUGCAGGAGCUGCUGCUCGACCAUGUCUUCCAGCGCCUCGGCGUCGCCUCGCAGGGCUGCGUUGAUCAUCCGAUAGUGCUGACGGAAGCUGUGUGCAACCCCCUGUACUCGAGGCAGAUGAUGUCGGAGCUCCUCUUCGAAUGCUACCAAGUGCCCAAAGUGUCCUACGGCGUGGACAGCUUGUACAGCUUCUACCACAACAGAAGGCAGAACUGGCCCUGCAGCGGUUUGAUAAUAUCCUCAGGUUACCAGUGUACGCAUAUUUUGCCAGUCUUAGAGGGCAGGUUGGAUGCUAAAAACUGCAAGCGUAUUAAUCUUGGAGGGUGUCAAGCUGCUGUGUAUCUGCAACGCCUCCUUCAGCUAAAAUACCCAGGACAUUUUGCUGCCAUCACUCUCAGCCGUAUGGAGGAAAUACUGCAUGAGCAUAGCUACAUUGCAGAGGACUAUAUAGAAGAGCUGCAAAAGUGGCGCUCCCCAGAGUACUAUGAGAACAACAUGCACAAGAUGCAGCUGCCUUUCUCCAACAAGCUCCUGGGCAGCACCCUGACGUCGGAGGAAAAGCAGGAGAGGCGGCAGCAGCAGCUGCGUCGUCUUCAGGAACUAAAUGCCCGUCGUCGAGAGGAGAAGCUGCAGCUCGACCAGGAAAGGCUCGACAGGCUGCUCUACGUACAGGAACUCCUAGAAGACGGUCAAAUGGAUCAAUUUCACAAAGCUUUGGUGGAGCUGAACAUGGACUCUGCAGAAGAACUUCAGUCUUACAUCAAUAAACUGAGUCUGGCAAUUGAACAAACAAAGCAGAAAAUUCUCCAGGCAGAAGUCAAUAUUGAAGUGGACGUUGUGGACAGCAAACCAGAGACGCCUGAUUUGGAUCCAUUAGGCAGUGAACAGUCCCUGGAGGAUGUGGAAAGUAUUAAUGAGUUUGAGCCUCUGUUUGCUGAGGAGCAGCCUGAAGUUGAGAAGCCUGUUGCUGCAGUGCAGCCCGUGUUUAACCUGGCAGAGUACCACCAGCUUUUCCUUGGAACYGAGAGAAUCAGGGCUCCAGAGAUUGUCUUCCAGCCUUCCCUGAUAGGAGAAGACCAGGCAGGAAUAGCAGAAACCAUGCAGUAUGUCCUUGAGAGGUAUCCAAAGGAGCAGCAAGCUGUUCUUGUCCAGAAUGUUUUCCUCACUGGUGGAAAUGCAAUGUACCCUGGACUGAAAGCCAGAGUCCAGAAAGAGCUCCUGGAAAUGAGGCCCUUCCAGUCAUCUUUUCAGGUUCAUCUUGCUUCCAGUCCUGUUUUAGAUGCRUGGUAUGGGGCUAGGGAUUGGGCAGUGGAAUACAUGAACCGCGAGGAAGGCUGGAUAACCAGGAAGGACUAUGAAGAAAARGGGGGGGAAUACCUCAAGGAACACUGUGCUUCCAAUGUCUACGUUCCCAUUCGCCUUCCAAAGCAGGCGCYGCGGACGACGGAGGCGCUGGCACCCAGCAGGACACUGGCGUCCAGCACAGGCGGUGCCUGUGACCAGGCAUAGCCCAGGGCCUUGUCCCCUCCUCUCCUGGGGACAUAACGGGGCAAGGAAGGGAAGAAUUGGUGCUCUGCUGAGCGUAGGCCUCAGCCUCGCCUUGCUGGCUGGUUGGAGAGCUUGCUAUAACUCAGCUGGUCACUUGAAUGAGGAGGAGGUUGGGGCCAAAGGCUCUGGGCAUCAGCUGGCAGUUGUAGUGCUCGUCACCUCUGUAACACAGGAAUAUGUGUUGGCCAGAAGGAACACAGGAGGGAAGAACAUUCCAGUGAAUGCACAUUUUCUCCAACUUUCUCUCAGGAUUUUUAUUCAAGUGUGCUUUAUACUAUUUUUUUAAUUAAAAYGUACUGUUUUUAUACUUUAUAUUGCGUGGUCUGAAAUCCAGGCUUGUAUCAAGCCCAUGAGCCCAGCAGGCGUCUCCCUUGCUCGURGUGUGAGCGCUCGUCAGGACGUGUCAUGAGGGACAGGGCUGCCCUGUGGGCUCCCUCCCGAGGCACCUACGACUUGCAGCCUCAUUGACUUUUUAUUUUCCCCCCCACUCUGCUCUGCAUUUCUGAMUAAACCCUCCGUGGAAUCUGUGCUGAGACUCGAGGUGAUUUCUGCUGGUGAACUGGUGGCCUCCUUGAAACUGCAGACCUGCUCGUAUGGAGGAUUGCCCAGCUGUGAAGAGAACCCUUCAUCAAGCACGGACAGAAGGAUUUCCAGCUCUUCUACAGUCCUUGUUUUUUGCAGGAGUGGUGAUAGAAGAGGGGAACUCUUGACUGGCGGRACUCUUCUAUAUUCCUGUCUGAAAGAGUUGGCUGGGGAUAUCCCUGCCCUUUUUGGGGGCAAGCUAAUUUGUAAUCGGUACCUUGUAAUGCAUGGUCUGUUGGCUUUCUCCUUUGGGAACACCUUGGCUCAUUCCUUUGGAACCCUCAGGGCCAGCUUUAUUUUAGCAAGGCUGGGAAAGGAGGAGACUGCUCCCUUGCCAGAAAUCCCCACUGUGGUAUCCCAGUAUUGUGAUGAGUGCCAGCACCCAUGUGGUGAGGGUUAACAGAAGCUCCAAGAGGGUUUAAGAGGUCAACAAAUUUACCUUUUGACUUGCUAGAUAAUGUUUAAAUUCUGUUUGCAGUCUGACUAAAAGCAGACUAGACUAUCAUCAUCAUCAAGUUGUCUUAACAGCUAAACAAACUCUCUUGGUGCUUUAUCACAGACUAAUGUUUCAGUCAUUUGACUCCUUUAAAGAGUAAAGCAAUAAGCCUGUAUUUGGUUGAAUAAUUUUAGCUUGCUGCAAAGUGCAGGUUUGCAGGUGGGCCCCUCUCCUCCUGCACAAUGAAUUCCAGCUGAAAUUGGAUGGGGAAUUCAGGUGUUGUGGUGAACAAGACCCUUUUGCAAGGGAAUAAUCAAUACCAAAUGCUGAAUUGAAACCUAAGGCACCUCCCUCAGUUUCCUAAGAGCUGUGAACCAGUAGGCUGCAAACUGUUUUCCAAUAGGAAAAGAUAAUUC